This is a messenger RNA of Metarhizium album ARSEF 1941, 420 nucleotides long. RefSeq lists its product as uncharacterized. The transcript has 3 exons. Lineage: Eukaryota; Fungi; Ascomycota; Sordariomycetes; Hypocreales; Clavicipitaceae. The coding region runs from base 1 to 420 and encodes 139 amino acids. The record is from RefSeq and is a predicted model, not a curated record.
AUGGACAAGGCAACCCACAACACCGGGGCCGUCAUCCAGGUCAACUCCCCCAACAAGGAGAACAACCUGCCCGACGCCUUCACCUUCAUCCAGCACGUGCAGCAGUCGCCCAUGGCCGACGUCGGCCUGCCAAAGUCGCACCACGUCCGCGCCAACGUCGGCCCAGUCACGUUCGACGGCUACAUCUUGCCCGAGAAGGACACCCUCAUGGGCGUGCUCUACCUGCUCAACAUCCAGCUCGGCAAGGUCUCCGGCAGCAUCGAGCGCGGCGUCAAGGCCACCGCCAGGCUCGCCUCCGCCACGGGAGACGUCGUCUUCUUCAAGCAGGACAAGGAGGUCUGGAUGAAGAUCGACAUCAGCGUCAUCGGUGCCCCCUGGAAAAUGGAGCAGGCUAUCUGGCCGCCAAAACACCACAAGUAG